AAAGAAUAAAAAAAAAAUCAAAAGAAAUUAAAAAAACGUAGAGAGGAAGAACAGUAGUUUCUACUGCUGUUAAGGUCUAAAUAUGUUUCGUCCGAUAAGCUCUUACUAUUCUCUUCUAUUAGUUUCCUUUCUUGUAGUUUCCUUUGCUAUAAGCAGCGUACUUAGUUGGGGUGUUAUCAACGUCAAGUACAAAUUCGCCGGCAGUCAACCUUCUCUUUUUGACUUGAAAGACCACGACAUCCGCCGUCAACUUCGAAUUCUCGCCGGCGUUGAUCUCCCUUUGGGCGGUUCCGGUCUACGUGAUGGACUUGGGCUUUAUUAUGCAAAAAUAGGGAUAGGAACACCUUCGAAGGAUUACUAUAUUCAAGUAGAUACAGGAAGUGAUAUAAUGUGGGUUAAUUGUAUUCAAUGUGAAGAAUGCCCCAGUAGAAGCUCCCUUGGUAUAGAUCUUACUUUGUAUGAUAUUAAGGAGUCUGCCACCGGCAAUUUGGUUUCAUGUGAUCAAGAGUUUUGUUAUGCAAUAAAUGGAGGUACAUCAGCUGGUUGUACGGCUAAUAUGUCCUGUCAGUAUCUUGAGAUAUAUGGAGAUGGGAGUUCCUCUGCAGGAUACUUUGUAAAAGACAUUGUACUAUAUGAUCAGGUGUCUGGCGAUCUCAAAACCUCAUCUGCAAAUGGAAGUGUUAUAUUUGGGUGUGGUGCAAUACAAUCAGGGAAUCUAGAUUCAUCUAAUGAAGAAGCACUUGAUGGAAUACUUGGAUUUGGAAAAUCUAAUUCAUCUAUGAUUUCCCAGCUUGCUUCAUCUGGAGAAGUGAAAAAGAUAUUUGCUCACUGCUUAGAUGGGGUUAAUGGAGGCGGUAUCUUUGCUAUUGGGAACGUUGUGCAACCAAAAGUUAACAUGACUCCAUUGGUACCAAAUCAGCCACAUUACAAUGUCAAUAUGACGGCAGUUCAAGUUGGUCAAGAUUUCCUGAAUUUUACAACAGAUGAAUUCGAGCCAGGAGACCAAAAUGGGACAAUAAUAGACAGUGGAACAACCUUGGCAUAUCUCCCAGAAAUGGUUUAUGAGCCAUUAGUAACUAAGAUACUCUCACAGCAGCCCCAUUUGGAGCUUCAAACAGUUCAUGAUGACUAUACAUGUUUUCAGUACUCUGAAAGUCUUGAUGAGGGAUUUCCAAAUGUCACCUUCCAUUUUGAAAAUUCAGUUGUUCUGAAGGUUUAUCCACAUGAGUACCUAUUCUCUUUUAAUGGUUUAUGGUGCAUUGGAUGGCAAAACAGUGGAAUGCAAUUCAGGGAUCGAAAGAAUAUGACCCUCUUGGGAGGUAUGCCUUCCAACCAUGGCUUUUUGCUACUUCUGAAAUGUAGACCCAUCCUUCCAAGUACAAUUGCUAUUCUUUUCAUUUACCUUCCACACUUGUGUUUAAUGCUGACUGUUAUUUGA
Molecule: messenger RNA, 1438 nt
Organism: Durio zibethinus
Lineage: Eukaryota; Viridiplantae; Streptophyta; Magnoliopsida; Malvales; Malvaceae
Source: RefSeq, a predicted model, not a curated record